AUUUGCCUUUAGAAUGCACAAACCAAAAAUUAUGCUACACUUAUAAGUGUCUGUGAAACUGUGUUAAUGUGUAACAGUAAGUCAGUAACAGAGUCUCCCUCUUCAUUGGAUAGAGCGAAGCAGCAGAAGCGGAAGCAAUGGACAUAUCAUUUCCCGCCGCCUUCAAAUCCCUCAACUUACCACCAUCUAACGCUUUUCAUUUUCGUUCCAAACUUUCUCUUUUUCGUCAAACUAUCAAUUUGCUUCACUUCAAACCCUCCAUUUCUUCUUCUUCUUCUUCUCAUCGCCGCUUUCCCCUUUCCUUCUCCUCUCUCACCAAUGGUUCUGCUACGGCUACUGCUGCUGCUGAGAUAAGCCAGGAAGGUACUUUGCCUCAUGGUGUUGGAGAGGGAGUUAAUGAAGCUGCACAUCCUAAGAUUCUUCAGGUUGUGCUCGUUUCCCCUCAGAUUCCAGGAAACACCGGCUGCAUUGCUAGAACAUGUGCAGCAUCAGCUGUUGGACUACACUUAGUUGGGCCAUUGGGAUAUAAGGUGGAUGAUACUAAACUAAAGCGAGCUGGAUUGGACUACUGGCCGUACGUGGUUGUUAAAAUUCACGAUUCUUGGGAAGGUUUUCGUGAUUAUUUUUUGCAACAGGAGGGUGAAAAGCGAUUGCUAGCAUUUACAAAAAGAGGAACAAAAAUUCAUUCUGAUUUUUCCUACAGAAAAGGCGAUUAUCUAUUAUUCGGUGCUGAAACGACUGGUCUUCCGCCUGAAGCUUUGUUAGACUGCAAAACUCAACCGUUUGGCGGUGGGACUAUUAAGAUCCCGAUGGUUGAAACAUACGUUAGGUGUUUGAAUCUAUCGGUAAGUGUUGGCAUAGCUUUGUAUGAAGCUUCUAGGCAAUUAAACUAUGAAUCACUUCAGAUACCUUCAGAAUCAUGUGUUGAUACUGAGGAGGAAUCAUUCAUUACUGAAGACAUUUUUGGAUGAUCAUUAUAUAAUUUAUUUUAUUUCAGUACAGAGAAUAUUCCUGUGUUUUUUUCUUAAUUGAUUAUGCUUAAUUGAA
Molecule: messenger RNA, 1047 nt
Organism: Lathyrus oleraceus (garden pea)
Lineage: Eukaryota; Viridiplantae; Streptophyta; Magnoliopsida; Fabales; Fabaceae
Exons: 6
Coding region: 138-971 (277 amino acids)
Biological process (GO): wobble position ribose methylation
Molecular function (GO): RNA methyltransferase activity; RNA binding
Source: RefSeq, a predicted model, not a curated record